AUGGCGACAGUCGACGUAGAUGAAGCGGAAGUGGACGAAGGUGUACCGCCGACAGUGACACAGAUACCAUUUUGGAAGACACCACUGAGGCAAACUUCGACCCCGCUGCCGCCAUUGGAAGCAGAGCUGCCGGAAGGUCCAGGUGCCGCGGAGGAGGUAGAAGAGACUGGAGACGGUCCAGUGAUCGAAACGCAGACACCGGCUUGGAGGAUCGUCCCGCUCGCACAGACCGUGGCAAUGGACGAUGACGAGGCUGAGGAAGCCGAAGCCGAGGCUGAGCCAGAACCAACACCGGCACUGAGGUCUACACAGAUGCCGCCAACAAGGGUGAAUGGAGCAGCACAGGCUGUAGCGGAUACGCUGACUCCAGAUGCUGAUGAGGUUGCAGAAGCGGAAGCGCCAGAGCCAGAGCCAAUACCGGCACUGAGAUCGACACAGAUGCCGCCAACAAGGGUAAAUGGAGCAGCACAGGCUGUAGCGGAUACGCUGACUCCAGAUGCUGAUGAGGUUGCAGAAGCGGAAGCGCCAGAGCCAGAGCCAACACUGGCACUGAGGUCGACACAAACACCGCCGACAAGAGUGAACGGUGCGACGCAGGCGGUGGCGGAUACGCUGACUCCAGAUGCUGAAGAGGUUGCAGAAGCUGAGGAUCCAGGGCCAACACCGGCACUGAGGUCGACACAGACACCGCCGACAAGGGUAAACGGUGCGACGCAGGCGGUGGCCGAGGCGGAGACCCCUGAAGCGGAUGAGGUUGCAGAAGCGGAAGAGCCUGAGCCAACACCGGCACUGAGGUCGACACAAACACCGCCGACAAGGGUAAAUGGUGCAACGCAUGCCUUGGCCGAGGCGGAGACCCCUGAAGCGGAUGAGGUCGCAGAAGCUGAAGAGCCAGAGCCAACUCCAGCACUGAGGUCGACACAAACACCGCCGACAAGAGUGAACGGUGCGACGCAGGCGUUGGCCGAGGCGGAGACCCCUGAAGCGGAUGAGGUCGCGGAAGCUGAAGAGCCAGCACCAACGCCAGCGCUGAGGUUGACGCACACGCCGUUGACGAGUGUGUAUGGCGCAGUGCAGACCGUUCCAGAGGCGGUGACCCCAGAAGCGGAUGAGGUCGCGGAAGCUGAAGAGCCAGCACCAACGCCAGCGCUGAGGUUGACGCACACGCCGUUGACGAGUGUGUAUGGCGCAGUGCAGACUGUUCCCGAGGCGGAAACUCCAGAGGCAGAGGAAGUGGCCGAAGCAGAGGUGGAUCCAGAGCCAACGCCAGCGCCGAGGUUGACGCAGACGCCGUUGACAAUUGUGUUUGGUGCAACACAGACCGUUCCCGAGGCGGAGACUCCAGAGGCAGAGGAAGUAGCCGAGGCAGAGGUGGAUCCAGAACCGACUCCAGCGCUAAGAUCAACACAAAUUCCAUUUACCAGUAUAAAUGGUGCUGCGCAGACGGUGGCUGAAGCGCUGACGCCCGAUGCCGAGGCAGUGGGAGAGGCAGAGCUAGAUCCAGAGCCGACUCCAGCACUGACAUUGACACAAACUCCGUUGACGAGAGUGAAGGGAGACACACAAGCGUUAGCCGAUGCCCCGACCCCAGCUGCGGAAGAGGUCGAUGAUGCACCAGCACCGGCUCCGAGGUUGACACAGAUUCCAUUGACGAGAGUGAACGGCGCACUACAGGCAGUCGCUGAAGCGCCCACGGCAGGAGCGGAGGAAGUUGAUGAUGCUCCAGCAGCUGCGGAAGACGAUCCACCGAGGCUGACGCCUGCACUCAAGUCAACGCAGACGCCAUUCACUAGGGUGAAAGGCGUAACGCAUGCCGUUGCCGAAGCGCCAACGGCAGCUGCGGAGGAGGUCGAUGAUGCACCAACGCCAGCGCCAAGAUUGACACAGACACCAUUGAGAAGGGUGAAAGGUGCAGCACAGACCGUGGCUGAGGCACCGACUGCUGGGGCUGAGGAGGUGGAUGAAGAUCCGGCAGCGGCGGAUGAUGAGGAACCAAAGCCGAUCCCAGCACUAAGAUUGACACAGACUCCAUUGACAAGAGUGAAAGGCGCAGCGCAGACCGUGGCAGAGGCACCGACUGCUGGGGCUGAGGAGGUGGAAGAAGUUCCGGCAGCUGAGGAGGUGGAAGAAGCUCCGGCAGCGACGGAUGAGGAACCAAAGCCGAUCCCAGCACUGAGAUUGACACAGACUCCGUUGACAAGAGUGAAAGGCGCAGCACAGACCGUGGCAGAGGCGCCGACUGCUGGGGCUGAGGUGGAAGAAGAUGCGGCAGCGGCGGAUGAUGAGGAACCAAAGCCGAUCCCGGCACUGAGAUUGACACAGACUCCAUUCACAAGAGUGAAAGGCGCAGCACAGGCCGUGGCAGAGGCACCGACUGCUGGAGCUGAGGAAGAUCCAGCUGGUGCUGACGAGGGAGCGGAGGCGCCGGCUGCCGAGGCUGAAGAGGUCGAGGAGGAUCCAGCAGGGGCAGAUGAGGAGGAACCUGAUCCAAUUCCAGCGCCAAGAUUGACGCAAACGCCAUUUACAAGGGAGAGCGGAGCGAAGCAUACGGUAGCCGAAGCGGAAGCACCGACUGCUGGAGCUGAAGAGGUCGAGGAAGAUCCAGCUGGGGCUGAGGAUGGAGCGGAGGCACCGGCUGCCGACGCUGAAGAAGAGGUUGAGGAUGAUCCGGCGGGAGCAGAUGAAGAAGAGGAGGUGCCUAGACAAGUGAUGGCGGAGACGGUGGCACCGGAGGCUGAGGAAGACGAAACCGCAGAGGUUGAAGACGAAGCAGCAGCCGCGGAAGACGAGGCUGCGGCGGAGGAGGAAACAGCGGCGGAUGAUGAUGCAGCAGCGGAGGAGGAAACAGCGGCGGAGGAGGACGCAGCGACGGACGAUGAAACAACAACGGAGGAGGAAACAGUGGCGGAAGAUGAGGCGCGAACAGACGAUGAGGCCGAUACCGACGAGGAUGAUCGGGCCGCGCUGGAGGUGGAGCCUGACUCGCCGCCGUUAAGAAGAGAGAUACAGACUCCCCCAACAAGAAGGGAGCAGCCGAGGCACCGCUACCAGUGCCGAUGGAGACGAUGGGACCGAGCUGUAUUCGCUUCUCAUUGUGUUGUUGAGGCUGUGGCUUUUCGACCUCGUUCUGACGGUAGUUGGCCCAUGAGAAAGCUGAUCGUCUUCCCUCUCUUGCAUCGACAGCUUGAAUAUCAGCGAGCAAGAGAAUGGCGGAAAGUGAAAGGCUGA
Molecule: messenger RNA, 3228 nt
Organism: Kockovaella imperatae
Lineage: Eukaryota; Fungi; Basidiomycota; Tremellomycetes; Tremellales; Cuniculitremaceae
Exons: 3
Coding region: 1-3228 (1075 amino acids)
Source: RefSeq, a predicted model, not a curated record